AUGGUCAGGACGGACAGCGAUGGGGUCAAGUGCGAGUACCCAUCUCAGGGGACUUGGACCUUUGGCGACAUCGUUUUGAGCUCGGAGUUCUGCUCUGGGAACAUCGGGCAUGUGGAAGCAGUGGACGAUGAGCAGACAUGCUUCGAGCUGAGGACCUCGCCGGACUGUGCUGGGCAGCCGUUCGAGACGAACUACAGGACAUGGUUUUAUUUCAGCGUGUCCGGGGCGAAGAAAGAUCAGACCCUGACCUUCACUGUAAUGAACAUGAACCCGCAGACAAAGAUGUUCAACCAGGGGAUGAAGCCGGUGUACAGACUGGGGAGCUCUGCAUGGGACAAGUGGGAGAGGAUCAAGGACGAGGUCACAUAUUCUUGCGGUGAAGGAAGGCAGUUUCAGAUUCGUUUCAAGUUCCGCUUCUCCUCCGACUCGACGGUCUUCUUUGCCUUCAGCUAUCCUUACUCGUUCGAGGACGUGAAGAGGAAGCUCGAUGCAAUCCAGGACGCCGUCGCCUCAAAGCUGGGGGCGAAGACGUCGGAAUCCGCCAUCUACCUUGAGAGAGAGACUCUGACGUACUCGCUGGAAGGGAGGAGGAUGGAGGUGCUGACCAUCACCGACUACUUCGGAGCUUCUUCCGAGCGGGAGGAGGAGAUCGAAAACUUGUUCCCGGAGGGAAAGCAGCGGCCGCUGGUGUUCCCGGAGAAGAAGUACUUCGUGCUCUCAGCCAGGGUCCACCCUGGCGAAUCUCCUGCCCAGUGGAUGUGGGACGGAGCCAUAGACUUCCUAGUGAACAAGGAGGAUCCGAGGGCCAAGGCUCUCCGACGGGCCUUCGUCUUCAAGGUUGUUCCCAUCAUCAACCCAGAUGGGGUGGCCAGGGGUCACUACAGGGCCGACACCCAAGGGUUGAACCUGAACCGUUUCUAUGACGCCCCGGACAGGACAAGGCACCCGACGGUGUGGGCGAUCAAGGAGCUGGUGGUGUGGCUGAAGGGGAGGACGAACUUGAAGUUCUUCGUUGACCUCCAUGCUCAUGCCACGAAGCGAGGAUGCUUCUGCUACGCCAACGCGCUGCCCACGUACCAGGAGAUGAUAGACAACAUGAUGUACGCCAGGAUGAUCGCGAUCAACAGCGCCCACUUCGACUUCGGCUCCUGCGUGUUCAGCGAGAAGGCUAUGGAGUCCAAGGACAGGAACGGGCAGUCCAAGGAAGGGUCAAGCAGGGUCGGGAUCUACCGAGCGACGGGCCUGGUUCACUCCAUGACACCUCCUGCUGCCACCCAGGACCCGCGGGCCUCCCCCGGAGAGACGUGGAGGGGCCCGCUGCCAAAGUUCAACACGAGCAUCUUCAGGGACGUGGGCAAGGCGCUCAUGGUGGCGGCCCUGGACAUGGAAGAGCUGAACCCUUGGUCCCGCGUCCCCAACUCGCACAGCAAGAGCAUGGCAGAGACGCGGGAGUGGCUUGGAAAGGGGGGGAGGACGUUGCAGGAGGUCAGCACGAGGAACAAUGAGAGAACGCGGCGGGGGAGGAGGUGGCCGUGGAGGAGGCAGAAGAGCCACGAAGCCCCAGUUCCAGUGAGGAUGUGA
Molecule: messenger RNA, 1581 nt
Organism: Guillardia theta CCMP2712
Lineage: Eukaryota; Cryptophyceae; Pyrenomonadales; Geminigeraceae
Exons: 4
Coding region: 1-1581 (526 amino acids)
Biological process (GO): protein deglutamylation; proteolysis
Molecular function (GO): metallocarboxypeptidase activity; zinc ion binding
Source: RefSeq, a predicted model, not a curated record